Xiphophorus maculatus (southern platyfish) is the source of this 3865-nucleotide messenger RNA. It is a transcript of the gene tpd52l1, whose product is annotated as tumor protein D52 like 1. The record is from RefSeq and is a predicted model, not a curated record. Gene Ontology annotation, biological process: positive regulation of apoptotic signaling pathway; positive regulation of MAP kinase activity. Bases 1710 to 2603 code for a protein of 297 amino acids. Lineage: Eukaryota; Metazoa; Chordata; Actinopteri; Cyprinodontiformes; Poeciliidae. The transcript has 10 exons. Gene Ontology annotation, cellular component: cytoplasm.
GGUCACCCACCGCAGGUCACGGCACUUUUCUCAUGUUUUUGGCAGCCAUUGCUGUAUUUACUGCUGUAUUUACUGUUGUUAACUCUGCACCUAGUAAUCAACUCAGCAAGUAGAAGGUUUUCUUUAAAAAAGGGAAGAAAUCCUGCUUUUUUUUUCCCUCUGAAAAAAAUACAAUAAAGAAAAUGUUUUGAAAAAGAGCAAGGCGUUAGCGACACAUGUGGUUAAAUGCAAAUGAAAUAAGGAAGAUUUCCCUAGCUUACCUUACAGUUCUUUAAGUGUUAAUUUAAUAUGUUGUGGGUGUGUUAUUUCUGUUGGUGUUUGACUGGAUUAAGAAGCAUGGACACGGCCAUGAAGCUUUAGAAGCCCACAAGAACAAAGUUGGACUUUGUGUGAGCUCCACCAGGCUUAUGGAGGAUUUUAUUUCCUGGCUGAGGGGGAUCUCUGAUGUUUCUGUGUUUUCAUCUGUUUUUGCAUUUUUUUUUAUCAAUAGUUGCUUUCCUGGAAGUCUGCUUCCUCUGAACUUCCACUGCAAAAAAAAGUGAUGAUUCUGUACUACUGUUUUGUAAAUUGUGUAAAAAUGGCUUCAGUGGACAGAAGUCCUCUUAACUGAUGGAAGUGGGCUGUAUGCCUAUAUGAGUUAUACAUGCAGCGGGAUGAAGGUGUAUUUAUUCAGGUAGGUAAUUCCAAGACUAAAUGAGUGGCUGUUUCUGCUAGCCAAAAGCCAAAGAAGGCCCUAAAGUUUGAGCCAGAUAAAAAAAAAAAAGACUUUCAUUUUUUAAGGAUGAGUUGCUUUGUAUAGUUGAAAUAUGAAAUGUUCCUAACUUUCUUCUAAAGUUGUCUAAUCAUCUUAGUUGCUGUUGAUUCAAGUCUGGGGUUUGAGCCCUUGUUAGUUUUAGGAGCCUGAGAUGCUGUGUACAGCUCUUAUAGUACCUGACCUCUUUUUAGCUUUAAUUGAUUUUUCUGACCAUAUGACCAUCCCCCGGCCUCUGAUUUAGCGUUGCCCCAUGACCAUCGAGCUAAAUGGGAGUCUUGUGACCAAAGAUAUUUCAUUCCAACACAAAGCAAAGGGAGAGACACUUGAAGGAGGUAAAUAUCCUUCCAUGAUUAAUUAUUGAAUUUUGAGGGUGAAACAGUUAGUCUUUUGAGUUAAUAUGCUCAUUUUUUAUUUCAUUAAUUAUCAUUUUGGUUUAUAAAAAUGCAUAUGAAAUGAAAUGGCAGCCCUUUUUCUUGGUUUUAGUGUAAUUUGCAGACUCCACUUCCCUAAAAAUCACUUUACACAUCUGUUGGUCAAAUGUGGAAGUAGAAGGAGCUGAUUGUGUGUGAAACUGGCUUUUUGCUGGCUUAUUUCCUCCUGCUGUGUGUUGUAAUGAGGUUUUAUCUAUAACUAGAGGUCAUCCAUUCAAUAGUCCACCGUUGUUUCCUGACGUCAGAAAGUUUAAAUUUUAGAAAUCAGGCAUAUCCUGUUUGAAAAAUGUUCAGGAAGUCACUAUCCGUGUCACUUCGAUUGAAACGUCUUGCGAGAUGCAGAUAACCUGGAGUGAAACAGACCUCACUGGGUCUGGCAGGAGGGGAAUGGAUGCAAGAAGGAAACACCAUAACUAUGUGAUUGUGUGUGAAUAAAUAACUUGUUUUUAUCCAAUCUGCUGCCUUGCUCUGCUGCAGAGUUGUACUCUAGUGUUCUGAGUGAAGCAGUGGUGGACUGGGCCAGCAUGGGCCCUGGAGAGGAAUGGGUUAACUCAGCCACACUUGAAGGAGAGCUGGGUUUGGAUAAGUUUUACCACUCUGGUGGUGAGGAAUCCAGUCGGAAGAGCUCACACGGGGAGGACUUGGUCCCGUUGGUCCAAAAUGGGGAAAACCUGACAGACUGGGGUCACACCACAUCCCAUUUGGAGGAUCAGUGGUCGCACACAUCAGGGUGUCAGUCUGACAACUGGGCCAUGUCCACCACUUGGGACAUGCAGCUAGACAGCACAGAGAGAGGACACCUCACUGCAGGUUUUCUAGACUCUCAGCCUCUGAGGGAGGCUGAUGAGGAUUUGGCGUCAGAAGUCAGCCUGAACAACUCCAACAUGACCGAGGAGGAGAGAGAAGAGAUUCUGCAGGAGCUGACUAAACUGGAAGAAGAGAUCAGCACACUGAAGCAGGUCUUGCUGUCCAAGGAGAAGCAGCACGCGGAGCUCAAGCAGAAGCUGGGCGUCACUCCUCUCAGCGAGUUCAGGAACAACUUCAGCAGAGGCUGGCACGACAUGCAGAGCUCUACGGCAUACAAGAAGACAUCAGAGACGCUGUCCACCGCAGGACAGAAAACCUCAGCUGCCUUCAGUAACUUUGGGAGCGCCAUCACCAGGAAGUUUGGAGACAUGAGAUCCAACUCAAUAGGAUACUCUGUCAGGCACUCUGUGAGCAUGCCUACCAUGAGAAACUCACCCAGCUUCAGAUCCUUUGAAGAGAAAGUCGAAAAUACAGUUUCCACCAUUAAGACUAAAGUUGGAGGCACUGGGACCGGAGGCAGCUUCGAGGAAGUCCUCUCGUCUGCAGCCAACGCCAGCUCUCAGGAGACGCCCACCAACAACCUGACGGACGUCUCCGAGAAACCCUGUUAGGACUCCGGACCGCCGUCUUGCUGUAUCACAGCACAUUGUUGUGGAUCUACUAGAAUUUCUGACCAAAGCGGAAAGCGGUGUUUUGAUUUGCAGACAAAUCUUGUGUAAAUUCUGUGACUCCGACAAAACUCCUGGCAACGCCACAUUGUUUAGGCUUGGCUAAAAUACCUUUGUUUUUAAUGUCGAUAAUCAGGAAGGCUGAUUUUUAAAAGCAUUUGAAAUCUCAUAAGGCAAUCGGUGAACUUUUAAUAUUGAUCGUAGUCCAUUCUUCAGCUCUUGCUCUGAAAAGAUUAUUUGGCUAAAAUUGAUCACAGGUCAGUCUGACACUAUUAAACUAUUACACUAUUAAAACUGCUCCAUCUUCAGUCUGCUGCACUAUAAAUAAUUCUUCACGUUUUACUUCAACAAUUUUAUCCACAAAACCAGAGUGAAACUUUCAGUCACAGAUGUUACACUACCAAACCUCCAGAAGGUCAGUAAGAAGUAAAAUGUCUUGCAUGUUACAGUGUCCGAUUAACUUUGUUACACAUUAAUUAAACACCGAAAAAAUAUCUGUGUAUGUGUGUCAUGUGCAUAACAGUAUACGGCUACGAUUUCUCAAAAAACAGAUUUACUAAACAGUGACUGUAAAGCAUGUCGUAUUUCUUUUUUUGUUGUUCUUGGAAUCUGUGUGGGCUCUGUAACUUUGCCAUGAAAAUAACUUUAUUACUUCAUAGAUUUGAACUGUUUAAAUGUUUUCAGACAAUGAAGGAUUUCUUUCCCACACCAGAGUUCAACUUUUUUUUUUUUAUGGAACUCUCAUCCGGAUUCAGGUUCUAAGAGUCAUUUGUCGAGUCUGAGGUAAUGUUUUGUGUUAAUGGAAAAUACAAAGGGUACAAUUUGCAUUUAUGUAAUAAAUACAGCCAUAAAAGACUCCAUAAUCACAUGUCUACAUAAACGGUUAACAGUUGUCAACCCAAAGAAAAUGUAAAAAGAGCGACACUGAAUGUACAAGCCUGAUUUAACUCGGCAAAUAUGAAAUUAAUGCAAAAUUUACCGAAGUAUCCUGAAGCAUGUAAAAAAAAAAAAAAAAUUCACAAAUUCAUUUUGUAUGCUGUUCUGUUCCUCCCAGGCAUAUUCUGCAUGAAAACUCCAUAUUAUGGAAGAAACCGUUGGUGUUAUGACAUUUAUUUUUUUAUAGAUAACUUUUGUGACGUUGGAUUUACCUGUUAUGUAUCAUGUUUAAGUAUUUAAAGCUCAUCAAUAAACCUUUCAGUUGGAAA